This is a messenger RNA of Coturnix japonica (Japanese quail), 6549 nucleotides long. NCBI's taxonomy places the organism in Eukaryota, Metazoa, Chordata, Aves, Galliformes, Phasianidae. The record is from RefSeq and is a predicted model, not a curated record.
CACCUUAUAGCCCCUAUGAGCGUUCUCCGUACGCUCCGUGGGCCUCAGGCUCCCGCCACCAGCCGGGGCCGUGCCCUGUCAGCCGAGGCCCCGCCCACCAGCCGGCAGCGAGGCGCGUGCGCAGUGCUGCGGCCGUUACCUGUCAGCGGAGGCGGCGGGCGGAGGAGGAGCGGCGGGAUGGAGGGGCUCAUCCCGCUCGUCAACCGGCUGCAGGACGCCUUCGCGGCGCUGGGCCAGAACUGCCUGCUCGACCUGCCGCAGAUCGCGGUGGUGGGAGGGCAGAGCGCCGGGAAAAGCUCCGUGCUGGAGAACUGCGUCUCCAGGGAUUUUCUUCCACGAGGUUCUGGGAUUGUAACGAGACGGCCAUUGGUGUUGCAACUUGUCACUGCCAAAACAGAGUAUGCUGAAUUUCUACACUGCAAAGGAAGAAAGUUUACAGAUUUUGAUGAAGUUCGUCAGGAAAUUGAAGUAGAAACAGACAGAAUAACAGGAGUGAACAAAGGGAUUUCUUCAAUUCCUAUUAAUUUAAGAAUAUAUUCUCCACAUGUACUAAGCCUAACUCUUAUUGACUUGCCGGGAAUCACUAAAGUGCCAGUAGGGGAUCAGCCUCCAGAUAUCGAGCAACAGAUAAGAGACAUGAUAAUGCAGUUCAUCUCUCGAGAAAACUGUUUGAUAUUGGCUGUGACUCCAGCUAACACUGAUCUGGCCAAUUCAGAUGCUCUGAAGUUAGCUAAAGAAGUAGACCCUCAAGGCCUUAGGACCAUUGGUGUGAUCACAAAAUUGGAUCUGAUGGAUGAAGGCACCGAUGCAAGAGACGUUCUAGAAAAUAAACUACUUCCUCUUCGUAGAGGUUAUAUUGGUGUUGUGAACAGAAGCCAGAAAGACAUCGAUGGAAAGAAGGACAUAAAGGCAGCUCUUCUAGCAGAAAGGAAAUUCUUUCUUUCCCACCCAGCGUACAGGCACAUGGCAGAUCGGAUGGGAACACCGUAUCUUCAGAAAGUUCUAAACCAGCAACUUACCAAUCAUAUUCGGGAUACCCUGCCAGCAUUCAGGAGCAAACUCCAGAGCCAGCUGCUUUCUAUAGAACAUGAAGUAGAGGUAUACAAAAACUUCAGACCAGAGGAUCCAACCAGAAAAACAAAAGCUUUGUUGCAGAUGGUACAGCAGUUUUCAGUGGACUUUGAAAAAAGAAUUGAAGGAUCGGGAGAUCAGGUCGAUACACUCGAGCUUUCAGGUGGUGCCAAAAUCAAUCGUAUUUUCCAUGAACGUUUCCCUUUCGAACUAGUGAAGAUGGAGUUCAAUGAGAAAGAGCUGCGGAGAGAAAUAAGUUAUGCAAUCAAGAACAUACAUGGUAUCAGGACAGGUUUAUUUACUCCAGAUAUGGCGUUUGAAGCGAUUGUUAAGAAGCAGAUAGUCAAGCUGAAAGGACCUUGCUUAAAAAGCGUGGAUCUAGUGAUGCAGGAGUUAAUCAACACUGUCAAGAAGUGCACUAAAAAGUUGGCAACCUAUCCAAGAUUAUGUGAGGAAACAGAAAGAAUUGUUGCUGGGUACAUUCGUGAAAGAGAAGAGAAGACCAAGGAUCAGGUGCUGCUGCUGAUUGAUAUCCAGGUUUCUUACAUCAACACCAACCAUGAAGACUUCAUUGGCUUUGCAAAUGCCCAACAAAGAAGCAGUCAGGUUAACAAAAGUGCAGUGGGAAAUCAGGGAACCAAUCUACCGCCUUCAAGGCAAAUUGUCAUCCGGAAGGGCUGGCUGACCAUCAACAAUAUUGGCAUCAUGAAAGGAGGAUCCAAGGAAUACUGGUUUGUUCUAACUGCAGAAAGCCUGUCCUGGUAUAAAGAUGAUGAGGAAAAAGAGAAGAAGUACAUGCUUCCUCUGGACAACUUGAAAGUGCGUGAUGUUGAAAAGAGCUUCAUGUCUAGCAAACAUAUCUUUGCAUUGUUUAACACAGAGCAGAGGAAUGUUUACAAGGAUUACCGUUUCCUUGAACUAGCCUGUGACUCCCAAGAGGAGGUGGAUAGCUGGAAGGCAUCCCUGCUGCGAGCUGGUGUCUAUCCUGAUAAAUCCUCAGGGAACAACAAAACUGAAAAUGAUGAGAAUGGCCAAGCAGACAAUUUUUCAAUGGACCCCCAAUUGGAGAGACAGGUGGAGACGAUUCGAAAUCUGGUGGACUCCUACAUGUCUAUUAUCAACAAAUGUAUCCGAGAUUUGAUACCGAAAACAAUCAUGCACCUUAUGAUCAAUAAUGUGAAAGAAUUUAUCAAUGCUGAGCUCCUGGCUCACCUGUAUUCUUCUGAGGACCAAAAUACUCUAAUGGAGGAAUCGGCUGAACAGGCACAGAGGCGAGAUGAAAUGCUCCGCAUGUACCAAGCUCUAAAGGAAGCCCUAGCGAUCAUUGGCGAUAUUAGCACUAGCACUGUGUCAACCCCUGCUCCACCUCCUGUAGACGAUUCUUGGCUUCAGCAGGCCCGCAGAUCACCUCCUCCAAGUCCCUCAACUCAGAGGAGGCCAACACUGAAUAAUCCCCCCACAAGACCUUUAUCUGGCCGAGGACCUGCUCCUGCAAUCCCAUCUCCAGGCCCUCAGUCAGGGGCUCCCCCAGUCCCGUUCCGCCCAGGACCAUUGCCACCAUUUCCAAGUGGUGGUGAAGCCCAUGGAGGACCUCCGCAAGUUCCUUCUCGGCCUACGCGGGCUCCUCCCAGCGUCCCAAGUCGAAGACCACCCCCCUCACCUACUCGGCCCACUGUAAUUCGUCCAUUAGAUUCAUCCCUGUUAGACUAAAUGAAGUUUCUGGCAUGCCACUCAUUGUUAACCAAAUAUGUGGAAGCAAAUUGCUUGAUAACUGUUGCAAUAACCAAUGUAUAGUCGCAUGUAUGGACGUCUGUAGGCAAGUAACCAAUUUUACUGAUAUAUCUCUGUCCAUUCUGCAUUGUUUAUGAACUCUUCAAUGUUUUGGGAAGGUCUGUGCUGUCUUGACUUUUCCUUCUGCAAUAGCCGAUGUUAGCUAACGUACUGACACACUUGUUCACCCAGGCACCCAUGCUCACAGUCCUAUACAGCGCAAGGAGGACUUGAAUCAUUGAGCACAUGCUGAUUUUAGCUGCUUCUUUUUCUCUUACCUGCCGAAAUGUUGAUUUUAUUUGUACCUUUCACGUUUUCUAUCACGUGGCGUUUUGCAGUUGUGCCCACUUUCUUUGUUAAUGGCUAAACCGGGCAGAGAAAAACACGGUUUAUUAUCAAGCUCUUCUGAAGGCCUCGCUGUUUCAUCUCUCUUGCAAGAAGCUUGCUGGAACACUGCUUCUCCUAUAAUUUUCUCUUAUCUGAAGCUAAGUUUAUAAGGAAUGUCGCUAAACUAGAAGGGUGUGUGUGGGACACUGUGUGCUUUACUUUCCUUCCUCUCUGCUGACUGAUAGGCAGAGCUGGUUGGGUGGCUGGUAAGUCCUCCCACUAAACUCAUGGGAAGCCUUAUGUAUAAGUGAGAGCAUGUAAUAUGUAUAUAUACGCUGCGUGGCAGGGUCCAGAGAACUGAGAGAUGUAUAUAUGUAUAAAUAUAUGCACAGUUGUAAAUGGGCUACCAGUCCUCUGCCCGCUGUGGGAGCUAGUUCAGAGCAAUGGCCUAGAUCUGCAUCUGAGCUUUCCAAGGGAUCCCAUUUGGGUUUGAGAUACUUGCUCAUGACAGUCAAUAAAGUUCCAUGACGUCCACUAAGUAUUUUCCCUUCGUGUCUCGUGACAUCCUACUCACCUCAGAGUAGGAGCAAUUUUAUCCAAAUACUUGCUGAGAAAUGCUCAGCUCUGCAUCCUGGCCAUACUUUUUGGUUUUUAGCAGAUGUUCAGAAGUUCUCUGCCUGUUGUUUUACACCGUGUAUUAAUGUAAUAUAAAAACAUGUUGUCCUAUCUGCGUUACUUAACUUUAAACACUUAGGUCAGCAUAGGUCACCACUGUAGUUUAAAACUUCUUGAGUUGACAGGAUUAACACAGAGAUGAAUUUCACCUUGUGUAGUCAGAAAAUAUUAAUUGCAAUUAUGGUUACAGAUCCCCAGGCAAAGCGAUUGGUGGUUUCAAAGUCCCCCACUAUAAUCAGUCUAAUAAAUUCACUUAUUGAAGCUGUAUGUAGGGCUCCCGUAUGCUGCAGCCUCGUGGUUAGGAAGAAUCCAAUCAAGGAGCCACAACCAGUGGGGAUUUUGCCCAUUAAAUAUUCCCAGGCUGCUGAUGGAAUAACAGUUAUAUUCACUACCGAAGCAAAUAAUGUUUCUGCUUGUAGAAGAGAAACAAGUUUGGGAAAGCAUCAUGAGUUGUAUGUUAGCCCAGUUUUAAUUUCCUGUCAGCCAUGUACUUGUGACACACACCUGGGCAGCUGAGGUCAACAUCUAAAGCAUGGGGAAACUUGUCAGAGCACCGGCAUCCAGGUGAGCUCAGAAGAUUGCUUAAAUGGCUGCUGUUUGUUUGGGGAGGAGGCUUCGAUCUUCCACACUGAGCACACAGGAUCAGCUUUCAAGGAAAAAGUGGUUGUAAACUCAGCUACAUUAUUCCACCUCAGCCACAGAAAGUCACUUUAAUUCCAAGUGUUGGUAUUUGUUCAGUGGAGAGCCUGUGGGCCAUGUUUAUCCCACCUUAUCCUAAGCGUUAGGCUGAGUUGUCCAAGGGCUCCCAUUUGUUCUGUGGAAAGAAAAGGGAUGAUUCAAGCUGGUGUAACUGCUUGGGAGAUGAGUGUGGCAAUGCCGGUAAGUUAGAAGCCUCGAUUAAAUGACACAAGUCUCAACGUAAAAAGACGUGUUUAAAUCCUCUGUACUUGAGACUCCUUAAUUUACUUUGAUACCCCUUUUUGUCAAGCGUAAGGAAAUAUCACAGCUCAGUGCAGUGGCCCCAGUGUCAGCAGCAGUGCAUUCUGUGCUCAGUUUUGAGCUCGUGGGACACAGAGAGAAGCUGCACAGCCUUCCCAUCCUCUGCAUCUCCAUCACAUUUAAUCCAAACCUGCUCCUGAAAUACAGAGCUUUGAGAUGUGCAAGGUAAUAAUUGGUGUUGAGCACCGAUCCAUAGACUGAUGAGUUCACCUCGAAUGUAUUGCAGAUACUCUUUUUAGAAUAAACUAUGUAGAACUGUUCCUAGGAAAAAUGCUAAUUGCUUCCCAAGAAAUUGCCACUUGCAAUUGACUCCAUACUCUCCUCCCUAGCUUUGACCCAUUUUCCUCGUGCUGUACAGUGCCUGGAAUGUGUUUGUUUGUCCUGCUGGCUCCUGAUUCUGCUAAGCUGUGUCUCUUCCAUCCCUUGUUCUCAGAGGAGCAAGUGGCAGUAGUAGCUUGCUCUGUGCCUGAAGGACAGGAGGAAGAGCUCACCAGUAUAUUCUCAGGGAUCUGCUAGGGGGGCUGGCUGGCUGGGACUGGCCCCGGCCCCUCUGCAGGCACCCUCACCCAGGGACAGCUGAGCCUGGGCUCCCAUAACAGAGAAGCACGGGUCGCUCUCCAUUUGUUUGAUUCCCUCAGGCAAAGGGAAGAUUGCCAGGGAGCAAUGGAGACUCCCAUUAAGAAACAGCAGGGUUUGCAAGCUUAGUGAGCUGGAUGACGUGAGUAGCAGAGUUCCAGGAGGGUGCUUAUCUAGUAAUGCAUGUAGGCUAAGCCCGGGUCUGUACCCAGAGAACACAUUCCACCUCACCUCCAUAUGGCUGACCAGCAGCUGAGGAGCUUGCUCAUGUUGUAAAUAGCUCUUGGCCUUUAACCUCCAGGGAUCUUUGUGUUAGGAUUAAAAUGAUUGUAUGCUUGAAGAAAAAGCUUUUGUACAUAGUUAACGUAUGUUUGUUUUAUUGCCAAUCUCGUUGCACUUUCUGAGUAAGCCUCAUAAAAGUAGAUAAUUAUAUUAAAGGAGAUACAUUAGAGGUUAUAGCAUUUCAUGUUAAAGCAUAACAUAGAAGAUAUUACGUUCUGUGUUGCAGAUAGCUACACUUCACAAUGUGUACAGCAUAUUAAGAUUACUGCCUAGUUCUGUCUUAAAAUAGCCCAGACCUCCCAAAUUCAAGGCAGAGCAGUUUUGCACACAUGGCACUGGGGAGGCAUCGGCUCCAUGCUGUGCUCAUGGCGCGCUUCCUCCCGCGGUGGCGUUGAUCCCCCCCCCUGGGCUCCAGCAGAACAACUCCCUUGUGUCAAUGAAUGUUACUCUGCCUGUCUCUCCUCUUGCUUUGUCUGCAGGCGAGCUGAUACCGAUGGCUCCUCCCGUCCAGACAGCCCUCCACUCUUGCUUGAUAUAUGAUUUGUCCCGUCUUGCUGGCCGUUUGCUUUACUUCCUGUCUCUUUACUUUUCCGGGAUGGUGUAAACAAUGACUUCUUUUUGUAAGAAGCACACGCUUAAUUUCUUACUGAAUUUUGCUCUGUAUGUUAAUGCCCUACUUCAUAUGAACCAAGACAGCUUUGAUUUCGUAGUCUGUAAAUGGUAUCUGGUGUUGAUCUUUCAGCACGACGAGUCGGUUCUUGAAACCACAGUCAUUACUGAGCAUUGCAUACACCUGCUGUAAACGUGUUAUGCUGCAUUUCUGAACCUGAAAUAAACUGUAACUCUUGA